AUGAUGAACAAUGUAAACUGCUGUCGGUUCAUUGACGUGACAGAAACGACAAGGGCACAAAGAGAAAUCAAGAGAGGAGAACAACUCUCGCUUUUUUUCUUUCUGUCUUUCUCUCUUUCUUCCUUUUUUUCCUUUUCUUUCUUUCUUUCUUUCUUUCUUUCUUUCUUUCUUUCUUUAAAUGUUCCUUUAUUAGCGACUUCUUUUUUCCUUCUUUUCUUUCUCCCUUCCUUCCUUUUUUCCUUCUUUCUUUCUUUUCUUCAUUCUUUCCUUUCUUUCUUUCUUUAUUUUACCCGUGUUUUAAAAUGUUUCUUCUAUAUUACUGACAUUAUUUUUUUUCUUUCUUUCUUUCUUUCUUUCUUUCUUUCUUUCUUUCUUUCUUUCUUUCUUCUUUUCUUUUCUUUUUCUAUUUUUAUUUAUGCCCCAUUUUUAAAAGUUCCUUCUAUAUUAACGAUUAUUUGGUUUCUUUACUCCCUUUCUUUUUCUUUGUUCCUUUCUUUCUUUCGUUCGUUCGUUCUUUCUUUCUUUUUCCUUUCUUUCUUUCAUUUCCUCUUCGAAUUUUGGCAUUGUAGACUCGGCUUGCCUAACAACCACGGCUACGCCUCUGUUCUUUUCUUUUUACUUUUCUUUCAUUCAUUUUCUUUCUUUUUUUUCUUUCAUUCAUUUCUGUCUUUUCUCUUUCAUUUUUUUUGUCAUUCAUUUUCUCUUUCCGGAAUACUUUUUCUUUCUUCAUUGUUAUUCUACAAUAAAUAUUUUUUUUGUUUACUACAGUUUUACUUUCUUUUUUUUUCCCGCCGUUUUGCAUUUUCUUUUCAUAUUUUUCUUUCUAUAUUUCUCAUUUAUUCUUUCUUUCUUUCUUUCUUUCUUGACUUCCUUCUUUUUAUUUUUAUUUUAUUUAUUUAUGUUUAUUUUUUAUCUUAUUUUUAUUUCAUUUCCUUCUUAGUGCUUUUCCUUUUCCUUUUCUUUAUUGAUUUCCUUCCUACUUAUUUUUCUUUUUUUGUCAUUAUUUUUCUCGCACUUUUUCUAUUCUUUUUUAUCAUUAUGUCUUUUCUUUGCCCUAAUUUCGUUUUAUUUUUCUUUACUUCCUCAUCUUUAUUCCCUGUUCAUUUUCCUUUUUCUUUCAUUCUUUUGUUUUCAAUAUUUUUCUUCUUUUUUGCUUCACGUUUUUCUUCUUUAAUUCUUUUCCAUUCUUUUCAUAUCCGUUUUUCUUUCUUUUUUUUUAAUUUGUUAUUCUUUUUUUCUUUCUCAUAUUUCUAUUUCUUUUCUUACUUUAUCUUUCUUUUUACUUUCCUUUUUCUUUUCUUUCUUUGCUUAUUCUUUCUUACUUUUGCCCUUUUCAUAUUUUUCGUUCGUUUACUUUUCUUAUUUCUUUGUUAUUUCUUCUUCACUCUGCGUUUUCUUUCUUUUUUAUUCUCUUUCUUCAGCCUCUUUUGUUUCUUUUUUUUAAAUGUUGUUUCUUUCCUUUUCUUAGUUUCAUUUUUGAAAAAUAAAUUCUCUCUUUUUUUUCUUUUUUUUUAUUCUAUUUUAUCGAAUUCAUGCCUUUCUUUUUAUUGUUUCUUUCUUCUCUUCUUCCUUUCAUGUCUUCUUGUAUUCACUUGCCGCUUUGAUUUUCUUUCUUUCACUUCCCUUCUUCUUCUGCUUUAUCAUCUUUUGACAGCAUUCAUUUGUCGUCUAACCAGUAUCCAAAAUUUCGUUCCGCCCGAUUUCCGUCCAAUACAAUCAAACGACAGCGCCAUCUUUAUUCUUUUCCUGCUUCUUUCAUUUUUCGCGCCCUUUUCAUAUUUUCCAUUAACAUUUCUGUGUCUUUAUAUGUUGGCCUAG
Acanthosepion pharaonis is the source of this 1818-nucleotide messenger RNA. The record is from the annotation of a GenBank genome assembly. NCBI's taxonomy places the organism in Eukaryota, Metazoa, Mollusca, Cephalopoda, Sepiida, Sepiidae.